AUGGAGAGAAUAGCUCGACAGUUACGUCAACGAGUGCCCGUUAUACAGAUUGAGCUUAUUCAAAACGUAGAUCAAGAUUUAAUCUUGAAAGUCCUCAAGGAGAUCGAGCCCCAAAAUGCAUACUACUGCAAAAUGUUCCUAGAGAAACUCGUUCUGUUCCUAGAAGAGAAGGGCGAAGAAGUCAACGACGACUUGUAUGAACAUUUGAGUGAUCUUCUACAGGCGGUCCCACUGAAUGCCACUGACACUGAAGUGAUAUCUUACUGCGUGUCGUGUAAAUCUGGAAACAGAGAUAUGGACUUGAAAGUUCGAGAAGCACCGAAUGUAAUAUCAGGUUUGGGUACUACGGGAUUACGCACAUGGGAAGCGUCUCUCUACCUGACGCAGUACCUGCUAAAUUCUGACCACUGUGACCUUACAGAUGCGACAGUCUUGGAACUCGGUUGCGGAACAGGGCUGGUAGGCAUGGCCCUCUAUAAAUAUCAUCCAACAGUGAAAAAAAUAUGCAUAACAGACGGCGACUCCCAGUUGAUAGAAAACCUUCCGUCCAACUUGCAAUUGAACGAAAUACCAAUCGGAUCGCCCAAAAUUUCAAUAUCUAAGCUAUCUUGGGGCGAAGAUGAGCUCCCUGAUCCAAAUAUUGAUACCAUAGUAGCUGCAGAUGUCACAUACGACAGCAGCAUUUUAGACGAUCUUGUUAGUGUAAUUUAUGAAUCAAUGACUCAAAACAAUCGUGGCUCCACGCUAGUUCGGAAUGCAUACAUCGCUGCUACCGUCAGGAACGAAACUACUUUAGAAGAAUUGGAGAAGCUCCUCAAUCUUGGAGUUCAGGAUAGAAUAUGGAAAUGGACGAUUAUGGAGCCUAUGAGAUUUGAUGGAAUUUGGUAUCCUCAAAGUACUCCAGAGAUCCGCAUUUAUAGAAUAUUCAAGGUAUAA
Ogataea haglerorum is the source of this 936-nucleotide messenger RNA. RefSeq lists its product as uncharacterized. The record is from RefSeq and is a predicted model, not a curated record. NCBI's taxonomy places the organism in Eukaryota, Fungi, Ascomycota, Pichiomycetes, Pichiales, Pichiaceae. Bases 1 to 936 code for a protein of 311 amino acids. The transcript has a single exon.